UAUGUGCCGGAGAAGGCAAUGGCACCCCACUCCAGUACUCUUUGCCUGGAAAAUCCCAUGGAUGGAGGAGCCUGGUAGGCCACGGUCCAUGGGGUCGCUAAGAGUCGGACGCGACUGAGCGACUUCACUUUCACUUCACACUAUGCGCUGAAACUCACCAUGAAUCAGACACAGCCUCUGCUGGUCAAAGAGCUUACAGUCAGGUUAGAGAUCAGAAUUUUAAUCCACUUUUUCUUACAGAGGAGAAAACUGAGGUCCAGGGAAGUUGUGCCUUGCUCAAAGUCACAAAGCUAAAUAGCACCAGAGGUGAGAACAGAAACUAGGUCUUUCCACAACUCUCAGCUCAGAACUCUUUCCAAAGGGCCACCCACCUAUUUGAGCGCCACAUCUCAAUUUCUAUUUGAGGCUCUACCUAGCUUUUGUGACUUUCCCAUAUUUGCACCCACCACUACCAUCCUCCCAAACCUGGAGCCUAGGGUUUAGGAAAGAAAACAUUGAGCCCAGAAGAGAAAGUUACAGGCUGGGCGAUUUGAACCUUCCUCUAAAAGAAAAGGUUACUCUCUACUCCUUGCUUAACUCAUCCGGUGCCGGAAAGGCUGAGACCGUUAAAAAAAAAAAAAAAAAGGAAGAGGGGUCCCACUCUGGACCGAUAGAAUGGAGUGCCCGCCUCCUGGUGCGGCAGCAUCAAUGAUAGAUGGGGAGUCACUUGUCAGAGGGCUGUGGGCGGGGGCCAGGCCCCGCGAGGGCCGCGGGACCGGAGGGUGAGCGCGGCUAAGCGCAGGCUCAGAGGAGACAGCCCGCAGGAGGUGAUGGUGAAAGACCCUGGGAGAAGGCGGCCAGUGGAGGAAAGGUAGUCACUUGGGGACGAGGCAGAACUGCAGAAGGUGGAGGAUUCUGGAGGUGACAGCAAGGACAGCACACAACUGCGAGGGGUGGCUGAAGCUUCUGUACGAACACCGGCCGGGUGGAGCUAAGAAAGGAGAGCAGCGCGCCGGCGCUGCCGGAGGGUCCCGCCCGGGCGGGGGGGUGCCAUGUCUCGCGAGCGGCACCCCCGCACCGACAUCCCCCGCAACCUGAGCUUCAUUGCCUCGCUGACAGAGCGAGCCUACUACCUCAGCCAGCGGCCCAGCCUCGAGGAGGAGCCAGAGGAGGAGCCAGGCGAGGGAGGGACGCGUCUCGGGGCCCGAUCCCGAGCUCCAGGUCCGAGUCGGGGGCGCCGGGCUCGUUCUGCGCCCGCCGGAGGCAGCGGGAUCCGGGCGCUCCGCAACCACAGCCCCGAUACCCGUAAGAGAGUGCGUUUCGCUGACGCGCUGGGGCUGGAGCUGGCAGCCGUGCGCCGCUUCCGCCCGGGAGAGCUGCCCCGGGUGCCCCGCCACGUGCAGGUCCAGCUGCAGAGGGACGCCCUCCGCCACUUCGCGCCGUGCCAGCCCCGCGCCCGAGGCCUCCAGGAGGCGCGCGCCGCCCUGGAGCCGGCCAGCGAGCCCGGCUUCGCCGCCCGCUUGCAGGCUCAGCGCAUCUGCCUGGAACGCGUCGAGGCGAGCCCGCUGGGCGUGGCCGGGAGCGCGCGCGUGCUGGACCUGGCCUACGAGAAGCGCGUGAGCGUGCGCUGGAGUGCAGACGGCUGGCGGAGCCAACGAGAGGCGCCCGCCGCCUACGCCGGCCCGGCCCCGCCCCCGCCGCGCGCCGACCGCUUCUCCUUCCGCCUGCCCGCGCCACCCAUUGGAGGCGCCCUGCUCUUCGCCCUGCGCUACCGCGUGACGGGCCGCGAGUUCUGGGACAACAACGGCGGCCGUGACUAUGCUCUGCGUGGGCCGGAGCACCCGGGCAGUGGCGGAAACCCGGAGCCCCAGGGCUGGAUCCACUUUAUCUGAGACGCAGGCGGCCGACGGCGGGAAAAAAAUCAAAGACACCGGGAGGGCUGGGAGAUCCCAAACAUUUGCCUGAGAGGAAUGGGAGAAACCGGGAUUGGCGGGGAGCUGUCCUAAGGAGUCAAGUCAGGGAGGGCGAGGAGAAUGGGAGAAACCAAAGGGGUGUGAAGAGUGUGUGGACUUAAAGCCGAGGAGACUGGGGUGGAUGUGAGUGGAUGAACCCACGUCAUAGAAAAGGGAGACGGAAGGGGUGCUGGAAUAUUAGAAAAGAAGCAAAAGGACGAUGGUGACGUUCUCUUCCGUGAGUGGGUACUGGGAGAAAGUGAGUAGGUGGGUCAGACUUAGGUAGUCAAAGGUUGAGGACACCUCUUUGGUACUCAGGAGGUAUUUUAUGUGAACUAGAAACACCACAGUUGAAAUCAUUUAGAUUGCUGGUUCACUCCCUCUUACUGGUCUUUGCCACCCCAGGUCCCACAGCCCUGCUGUCCUAGCUUUAACUCAGCUAUAAUUACCUUGCUUAAGUCCCAGGAAUUUGGCCAUUGCUUCCCAGCCCCCGGCAUUAUGACAGGAUUCCCUUGUCACCCCUGCAGUCCCUGGUUUCAGUCUUUGCUGACUGGCUGGGGAGUGAAUGGCAGGUAACAGUCAGAACUCCUUCCUCCAGGCAGCCCUGGGGAUGAAAAUGAAAGCAAAACCAACUCCAGGCCUUGUAGCUAAAUAAUGUGGUGCCUAAGGGGCGAGUGCAAUCAGGAGCUUCCAGAAAAAUGCCGGCCUUACCUUUCUGGGUGCCUUCUAAUGACCUCUAAGCACUUUACGGACUGUUUUUGUCAAGGGACAACACGGGGUUCUUUCUGCCUCAGAAGAAAAGGGAAUCACUGACUAGCUGGAUAACUUUGGGCAAGUUAUUUCACCUCUCUGGGCCCCAGUUUCCUCCUUGAGAAGCUGCAUUUGGAUUAGUUGAUCUCUUAGGCCCCUUCUUGUUCUGACAUUGUAUGAUCUGUGAGGGGAAGAGUGAGGAUUAGAAGCCACAUUCUCCAGCCUGCAGUUGGAGUGCUUACAGUUCAGGACACACAGUACCCCAAGCAUCUGGUUGGGCCUGAGAAUGGUCCUCCAGUUUUUGACACAUGUUCAGAGCCCAGGAAACAUCCCAUAGCCAGCCUACAGUCUCAGGGUAUUCCAGGGCCUCUUUCACCCCUUUGCUUUUUGCUCUUGCCCCACAGACUUCCAGCCUGGGUGCUAUGAGACAGCUUGUGGGAGGUGCCUCUCUCGGGAAAAUGAUGCUUGGGAGCCCCUAAGAUGAAACAGUGUUGGGGACUUUCUUGAGGUUAAAGGAUUAUUGGUAUAAGAAAUGGAAAACAUUUCAAAUAAAGAAGCAGAGCAGCUUGAAAAUUAAA
This is a messenger RNA of Dama dama (fallow deer), 3259 nucleotides long. RefSeq names its product protein phosphatase 1 regulatory subunit 3E (gene PPP1R3E). The transcript is spliced from 2 exons. Gene Ontology annotation, cellular component: protein phosphatase type 1 complex. The record is from RefSeq and is a predicted model, not a curated record. Gene Ontology annotation, biological process: regulation of glycogen biosynthetic process. Lineage: Eukaryota; Metazoa; Chordata; Mammalia; Artiodactyla; Cervidae. Gene Ontology annotation, molecular function: glycogen binding; protein phosphatase 1 binding. Bases 1032 to 1871 code for a protein of 279 amino acids.